GCAUUGGCAGGCGGAUUCUUAACCACUGCACCACCAGGGAAGUCCCUAAAUCUGUGCUUUAUUCAUUAUGUUUUUUUCAAGAAACAUCACAAGACAAGACAUCACAAGCUUACCAAGAGCUAACAGUUCAGUUGGGUAUUUCAAGUUUACUUGGUGAAAUUGGGAAAAGUUUUCAAAUACAGUACCUAAGCCAAAAUACUCUUGGGGGUAUGGGAAUUCGAGGGAGCUUGGAAACACACUUACUGAGUGACCUCGUCAGACUGGCUAUGUGAAGAGGAAAAAUCUGAUUCCCCCAUUGUCUGACUUGAUUUCCUUUUUUCCUUUGCCUGAGCCAAUGAGAUGAUAUGCUGUGAGUCACCAGAGUGAGGAGUAUGAGCUACUCCAGAAAUGACAAUGCCAAGGAGAAGGUGAAUUACAGAAAGACCAGAGUAGUGAGAGCAGCAAGAACCACACCUGGCAACGAUGUCAGCGGAACUGGAGACCUCAGAGGGGGUGGAUGAGCCAGAGAAAAAGAGCUCUGGGGCCCCAGAAAAAGAAAACCACACCAGGAUGGCGGACCUCUCCGAGCUCCUGAAGGAAGGGACCAAGGAAGCGCAUGACCGGGCAGAAAACACCCAGUUUGUCAAGGACUUCUUGAAAGGCAACAUCAGGAAGGAGCUGUUUAAGCUGGCCACCACUGCACUGUACUUCACAUACUCGGCACUUGAGGAAGAGAUGGACCGGAACAAGGACCACCCGGCCUUUGCCCCCUUGUACUUCCCCUUGGAGCUGCACCGGAAGGCGGCGCUGAUCAAGGACAUGGAGUAUUUCUAUGGUGAGGACUGGGAGGAGCAGGUGCAGUGCUCCGAGGCCACCCGAAAGUACGUGGAGCGGAUCCACUGCGUGGGGCAGAAUGAACCAGAGCUGCUGGUGGCCCACGCCUACACCCGCUACAUGGGGGACCUCUCAGGGGGCCAGGUGCUGAAGAAGGUGGCCCAGCGGGCCCUGAAACUCCCCAGCACAGGGGAAGGGACCCAGUUCUACCUGUUUGAGAAUGUGGACAAUGCACAGCAGUUCAAGCAGUUCUACCGGGCCAGGAUGAACGCCCUGGACCUGAACCUGAAGACCAAAGAGAAGAUCGUGGAGGAGGCCAACAAGGCCUUCGAGUACAACAUGCAGAUAUUCAGUGAACUGGACCAGGCUGGCUCCUUGCUGGCCAAAGAGACCCUGGAGGACGGGCUCCCUGUGCACGAUGGGAAAGGAGAUGUGCGGAAAUGCCCCUACUACGCUGCUAAACAAGACAAAGGUGCCCUGGAGGGCAGCAGCUGCCCCUUCCGAACAGUCCUAGCUGUACUGAGCAAGCCCAGCCUCCAGUUCAUCCUGGCUGCCAGCGUGGCCCUGGCUGCCGGCCUCUUGGCCUGGUACUACAUGUGAAGGACCCACCACCCAUGCUGGCGCCCUCCUCCUGACCACUGGCCUGCCCUUACCUCCACCCACGACCAAACUACCACCUCAGGUGACUUUUUUUUAAUGCUGGGCUUGAGAAAACAAGCAACCAAUAAAAGCCAGAUGCUAAAGCUUUUGCCUGUCAGCAUCCCAUCUGUGGGCCAAAUGCGGACCUGGGUGCAGGCCCACCCUCCCUGCAGCCCCCAGGCCACGGCAGCAGGAGCAGCCAGUGCAGCUCAGUGGGCCAGCCUGGGCCUCUGGAACCAGCUCUGCUGCUGGGGCACCCACACCUCUGACCCCAAGGCUCUUUCCCUCUGCUCUUCCUCGUCAUGUUGGCAUUUAGGUGGGUAUCUUUCCCCUGUUGGGAGUGGAGUAGCUAGCAAGUUCAGGCUCCCAUAGCCCUGGGGUCGGGGGGGCUCCCUAGAUGUGGCUGCUCUUCUGCAGGACCUCUCCUGGGGGCAGGGGCCAGGAAAGAGGCAGAAGCCAGGCUUGCACCCUGCCUCAGAGGCCCUGGGAGCUCUGUCCUGGGUCGCCAGUCCUCAUGCCUCUCAAGCAGAAACCUGAGUGGGGUCUGUUUGCCCAUGGCCUGUCUUCUCUAACCUGUGGAAAUGCUACUGCACUCAAUAAAAUGGACUCUGACAGCUGC
Delphinapterus leucas (beluga whale) is the source of this 2071-nucleotide messenger RNA. It is a transcript of the gene HMOX2, whose product is annotated as heme oxygenase 2. Lineage: Eukaryota; Metazoa; Chordata; Mammalia; Artiodactyla; Monodontidae. The record is from RefSeq and is a predicted model, not a curated record. Gene Ontology annotation, biological process: heme catabolic process; heme oxidation; response to oxidative stress. Gene Ontology annotation, molecular function: heme binding; heme oxygenase (decyclizing) activity.